This is a messenger RNA of Amaranthus tricolor (Joseph's coat), 4036 nucleotides long. RefSeq names its product acetolactate synthase 3, chloroplastic. Lineage: Eukaryota; Viridiplantae; Streptophyta; Magnoliopsida; Caryophyllales; Amaranthaceae. The record is from RefSeq and is a predicted model, not a curated record. Bases 1841 to 3850 code for a protein of 669 amino acids. The transcript has a single exon. Gene Ontology annotation, molecular function: thiamine pyrophosphate binding; flavin adenine dinucleotide binding; magnesium ion binding. Gene Ontology annotation, cellular component: acetolactate synthase complex. Gene Ontology annotation, biological process: L-valine biosynthetic process.
ACGUCCCACGUUGAUCAAUUUUCCUUGAAUAAAAGAAAGUUAUAUAGAAAUAUUAUUUGAUCAUGAAAUUAGUUUGAGGAAUCGUUUUUUCGAGUACUGAAGACUUGAAAGGAACUUGAGACAUCAGUGUGGGAAUUUGAUGGAGUAACGGAUUGUUCUUCACUUUUUGCUCGGGAGGAUAUCAACGGCGUAAAUUUUUUUUGGAGACUGACUCAAAUGGGAUACUUUGUGUAGUGUACAGCUUCACUUACCACAGGUACACAGGUCUUUUUUGCUAUAUAGGUACAGAAACUCGGAAAAGUCCACAUUUAUUCUAUAACUUCAUUUACGGUCUAAAAAUAGUUGAGAAGGUAAAAUUUAGGAUGCAAUUUUUUGAAAGCUUUCCAUGAUAGCAAAUUCUUACUUUUGUUUAUUUCUACCUGGUAAUUGUCAUUUUGUCAAUGUCCUUUGCAAAGACUAAUUUUACAGACUUGUUAUUUUCGUUUAAACUGUUUCAUAUGAUACCGAACCAGAAAAAAGAAACAAGAAAUUUGGGCGAAUUUUCCUUGUCGUAUGUUAGAUCGAAACCAUAUAAUCAGUUUGAUCUUGGUUGUACUGGUGUAUUGAUUUUCAUGGUAAAUGAUUCAAUGUUUUCAAAAGCUUGCAAAUUGUGCUACAAACUGCAGAGAAGUGUAAAUUGCUGAAGGAUAUUUGUUGUGCUUGUAAGCCUUGACAACUUGGGGGCCAAUUUUGUUAGGUUUAGAUUUUAGAAUUUUUUUAAUCUUGGAGAUGGCAGUAGGCUAGCAAAGUGGCUGUUAGUGCUGCUUUUGAAUCAGAGAUAAAAUCAGCGGAUAAAUGAAGAUAAAUGGGGUGUUUUGGCAAAAUAGUUUGUUGGUCGAGUUUAACUUAUAUUUCAUCCAUUCUUUUUUACUUGCAUUAUAGUUAACUUCGGUGCUAUUCAUCAAGUAAAUUGACUUUCAUAUUGUCAGUGAUUUAUAAGUUAAAACAUAGUCAUUUGAGAUCUCGUUGAAUCGUCUCGAUUCAACGAUUAUUGAUUUCUAGUUUUCAUAUUAUUUUGAUAUGUAUAAUAAGAGAUAUUAACAAUUAAUAUCGUACAUUUGGGGUAUGAAAAAGCAAAUAGUGAAAGUAAAAAAGAAUGGAGGAAGUAUAUAUACAAUUAUAAUGCUAAUGUUUGAGAUAAAUCUAUAUAAGGAGUUUAAAUUUUAGAAAUAAGUAUUUUAAUAUUCAAAGUUGGUGUUUAAUUAACUUAAUUAAACUAUUUAGAUCAAUGGUUUGUCUCAUCAUGAGACUUUAUCAAUUAGCUAAUUUGUCAUCACCUAAAAUAUCUCCUCGUCAUCAUUAUACCUUAUACAUCCACCUCAUAAAAUCUAUAAUCAGGAUUUAUAGAGAGGUAAAAGACGACAAGUCAACCCUAUCACCUAAUCAUCUCUUUGAUGUUAAUAGCAUAAAACACAUGAGAACAAACACAUCAACCCUAAUCUUAUCCAAGAAAACACCCCAUUAGGCAUUAAGGACUAAGGUCGUUUUCGUUUGUUUUCUUUUGCCCCCAAAAGAAAAAGUGGAAACCAAAAAAGAUCAAUUUCACGUAGCAACUUGUCAAAUUUUUUAAUGAAAAAAAAUUGAAAAAACUUUAAACCACAAAAAAAAAAAAAAAAGCAACAAUGAGAAUUUAGAAUCCAAAUCAAUCUUGAUAUUCAAGGGUAUUUAAGUAAUUAAAGAACAACCAUAGUUAAGCGCCUCCACUCAUUUCUUCUUCCUUCUCGGUGAUUCCCUUUCUCCAUUUUCGCUUAGCUCUCCUCACACAAAUUACCUCCAUUUCCAACCUUCCAAGCUUUCAACAAUGGCGUCCACUUCUUCAAACCCACAGUUUUCCUCUUUUACUAAACCUAACAAAAUCCCUAAUCUUCAAUCCUCCAUUUACGCUCUCCCUUUUUCCAAUUCUCUUAAACCCACUUCUUCUUCUUCAAUCCUCCGCCGCCCUCUUCAAAUCUCAUCAUCUUCUUCUCAAUCACCUAAACCUAAACCUCCUUCCGCUACUAUAACUCAAUCACCUUCAUCUCUCACCGAUGAUAAACCCUCUUCUUUUUUUUCCCGAUUUAGCCCUGAAGAACCCAGAAAAGGUUGCGAUGUUCUUGUUGAAGCUCUUGAACGUGAAGGUGUUACCGAUGUUUUUGCUUACCCUGGUGGAGCUUCCAUGGAAAUCCAUCAAGCUCUUACUCGUUCUAAUAUCAUUAGAAAUGUUCUUCCUCGACAUGAACAAGGUGGGGUUUUCGCUGCUGAAGGCUACGCUCGUGCUACUGGACGUGUUGGAGUUUGUAUUGCUACUUCUGGUCCAGGUGCUACCAAUCUUGUCUCUGGUCUUGCUGAUGCCCUUCUUGACUCAGUCCCGCUUGUCGCCAUUACUGGGCAAGUUCCUCGGCGUAUGAUCGGUACUGAUGCUUUUCAAGAGACUCCUAUUGUUGAGGUAACUCGAUCGAUUACUAAGCAUAAUUAUCUGGUGUUAGAUGUUGAGGAUAUCCCUAGAAUUGUUAAGGAAGCUUUCUUUUUAGCUAAUUCUGGUAGACCUGGACCUGUUUUGAUUGAUAUUCCUAAAGAUAUUCAGCAACAAUUGGUUGUUCCUAAUUGGGAACAGCCUAUUAAAUUAGGUGGGUAUCUUUCUAGGUUGCCUAAGCCCACUUAUUCUGCUAAUGAAGAGGGACUUCUUGAUCAAAUUGUGAGGUUAGUGGGUGAGGCUAAGAGACCUGUGCUGUAUACUGGAGGUGGGUGUUUGAAUUCUAGUGAAGAAUUAAGGAAAUUUGUCGAGUUGACAGGGAUUCCGGUUGCUAGUACUUUAAUGGGAUUGGGGGCUUUCCCUUGUACUGAUGAUCUGUCCCUUCAUAUGUUGGGAAUGCACGGGACUGUGUACGCGAAUUACGCGGUUGAUAAGGCUGAUUUAUUGCUUGCUUUCGGGGUUAGGUUUGAUGAUCGUGUGACUGGGAAGCUCGAGGCGUUUGCUAGCCGGGCUAAGAUUGUGCACAUCGAUAUCGAUUCUGCUGAAAUCGGGAAGAAUAAGCAACCUCAUGUGUCGAUUUGUGGUGAUGUUAAAGUGGCAUUACAGGGGUUGAAUAAGAUUUUGGAAUCUAGAAAAGGAAAGGUGAAAUUAGAUUUCUCGAAUUGGAGGGAGGAAUUGAAUGAGCAGAAAAAGAAGUUUCCUUUGAGUUUUAAGACUUUCGGGGACGCAAUUCCUCCGCAAUAUGCCAUUCAGGUGCUUGACGAAUUGACAAAGGGUGAUGCGGUUGUAAGUACAGGUGUUGGGCAGCACCAAAUGUGGGCUGCCCAAUUCUAUAAGUACCGAAAUCCUCGCCAAUGGCUGACCUCGGGUGGUUUGGGGGCUAUGGGGUUUGGUCUACCAGCCGCUAUUGGAGCUGCUGUUGCUCGACCAGAUGCGGUGGUUGUAGACAUUGAUGGGGAUGGGAGUUUUAUCAUGAAUGUUCAAGAGUUGGCUACAAUUAGGGUGGAGAAUCUCCCGGUUAAAAUCAUGCUCUUGAACAAUCAACAUUUAGGUAUGGUUGUUCAAUGGGAAGAUCGAUUUUACAAAGCUAACCGGGCACAUACAUACCUCGGGAAUCCUUCCAAUUCUUCCGAAAUCUUCCCGGAUAUGCUCAAAUUUGCUGAAGCAUGUGAUAUACCAGCAGCCCGUGUUACCAAGGUGAGGGAUUUAAGGGCUGCAAUUCAAACAAUGUUGGAUACUCCAGGACCAUAUCUGCUGGAUGUAAUCGUACCACAUCAGGAGCAUGUGCUGCCUAUGAUCCCUAGCGGUGGCGCCUUCAAGGAUACCAUCACUGAGGGUGAUGGAAGAAGGGCUUAUUAGUUGGUUGGAAAUCUUUAUAGAGAAGCUUUUUUGUAUGUAUGUUAGUAGUUCCAUAAACUUCUAUAUUCUCUUGCCGUUCUCUCGUUUAGCUGUUUUUAUGUUAGUUUGUUGUUUUCAUGUUGCUUGUUUCUUUGAAAAACCCUUUUGUGUUUAAGACCCAUUAGCACGAAUAAUCUUUGCAUGUUA